AUGCCAAGAAAAAGAAAGCUGUUGGCUCAAUUAAGUGCUCUCCAAAGCAACUCCAGCUUGCCUCCUUUUGAUGCCUUGAAGAACCUCAAUGCUACACCUGAUGGGGAGUCUUCUCCAAAAAGCAGCAAAUAUUUUGUGACAGAGAAAAAAAAUUCUUCCCAGCUAGAAGCAGAUUUUUUCAACCAGCCCUGUAUUAGCCUGGCCAGGUCCUUUCUGGGACAGAUUUUAGUUCGCAAACUUCCUGAUGGCAGAGAACUCUGGGGGAGGAUUGUUGAAACAGAAGCUUACCUGGGUGGGGAAGAUGAAGCUUCCCACUCAAAAGGUGGGAAGCAAACUCAACGAAAUGCAGCAAUGUUCAUGAAACCAGGAACUCUGUACGUGUAUCAGAUCUACGGGAUUUAUUUCUGUGUGAAUGUUUCCAGCCAAGGGGAUGGGGCUGCAGUCUUACUUCGCUCUUUGGAACCUCUCCAGGGUUUAGAAGCGAUGCGAGAGCUGCGCAGCGCCUCAAGGAAAGGCCCCACAAAGCCGCUGAAGGACUGGCAGCUGUGCAACGGGCCCUCCAAGCUCUGCCAAGCAUUUGGCAUCGAUAAAGCUUUUGACCAAAGGGACCUGACUCAAGAUGCAACCAUCUGGAUGGUACCUGGACAUGACCUACCAGGGGAGCAGGAUGUGGUAGCCACAACAAGGAUUGGUAUUGGCAACAGGGGAGAGUGGGCAGAGAAACCUCUCAGGUUUUAUUUACGAGGAAACAAAUUUGUAAGCGUUGUAGACAAGAAAAUGGAGAAAAAGAUGGCAGCAAUGGGAGACUUCUCUUGCAGCUGAUGAGUCUUGCAAAUGUGCCACCAGCCAGGACUUGAGCUGUGCUCUGUAUGAUGGCCCCAAGCUGUGGCAUGGCAGCAGCGAGGGCAGGCAGAGUGGCUUGGAGGUUUUUAACAAUAAA
Antrostomus carolinensis (chuck-will's-widow) is the source of this 940-nucleotide messenger RNA. RefSeq names its product N-methylpurine DNA glycosylase (gene MPG). The record is from RefSeq and is a predicted model, not a curated record. Bases 1 to 822 code for a protein of 273 amino acids. Lineage: Eukaryota; Metazoa; Chordata; Aves; Caprimulgiformes; Caprimulgidae. Gene Ontology annotation, molecular function: DNA binding; alkylbase DNA N-glycosylase activity. The transcript has 3 exons. Gene Ontology annotation, biological process: base-excision repair.